AUGUGCUUCUACGACCAACACAGGUUCGUCUGCGGCGACUGGAAGUGGGGCCACUUCCGACAGCACUGCGCCAAGGAGUACCGAAUCGGCGAGACGUGUGGCAUGAAGCUCAUCAUGCAGACAAUUCCUACGGGAACAUACUGCAAGCUCUGUGAGAAGAUCAACACCAAGAUGCGCCGCCGAGCCGCUGAGGUGGACCGCAUCGGGCGCUGGCAGCGAGAGCCUCACAAGUUCGGUGCUUCGAUCGAGAAGUCGAUGGAGAUGAUUCGCAGUCUGGAUGGAGAGAUCAAUGAGCUGUCUUGCGAGCGCAACCGUAGACUGCAAGCAGUCUACUGA
Molecule: messenger RNA, 336 nt
Organism: Alternaria ethzedia
Lineage: Eukaryota; Fungi; Ascomycota; Dothideomycetes; Pleosporales; Pleosporaceae
Exons: 1
Coding region: 1-336 (111 amino acids)
Source: RefSeq, a predicted model, not a curated record